AUGUCCUCCUCUAUUCCCUUCAUACUCUCAUCAUCGGCAUUAAGCAUUGCUGUGCUCGUGCUCCCAACGUAUCUCGUCCUCAAAACCUUGUACCGGCUCUACUUCCAUCCCCUUUCCGGAUUUCCGGGACCGAAGCUUGCGAGCAUCACGACGCUGUAUGGAGCAUAUUAUGACCUUCCUCCUCACAGCUCGUAUGUAAAGAAGCUGGUGGAGCUGCACGAUAUAUAUGGUCCCAUUGUGAGAGCUUGGCCAGAUUGCUUGCACAUUCGAGAUUUGGACGCAUGGCAUCAGGUAUACAAACCAGGCUCAAAGUUCGAAAAAGAUCCUUCUUUCUACCGCGACCCCGGGACCGAGUAUUCUCUGUUCCAAAUCACGAACCGUCAACAUGCAAAACUUCGCAAAGACAUGUUACAGCCGUUCUUCAGUCGCGGGGCCAUCCAGCGUUUGGAAUCUUCAAUCCAAGACAAGAUCACCAUUUUCCUUGAUAAGUUGAAAAUAGCCAGCGACGAAGACAAGGCUGUGGAUCUGACGCUAGGCUUUCCGUGCCUUACGGGAGAUAUUGUCAUGUAUUAUUGCUACCAGAGGACAUUCGGAGCCCUGGAGGCGCCGGAUUUUCAGUUUGAAGCCAUCAAGCACAUCCAGGACUUCUUCGCGUUGCUCCAGGCGGCCAGGUACUUUCCCAACUUCUUCAACUACCUGGACAGAGUGAUUUCUCGGUUGCCGCUGGCGGUCCUGAAGAAGAAUGCACCUGCCGUGGCUGCCACCUUGUGGAUCCGAAACCAAUGUCGCGAACGCAUCCUUGAGCUUAUGGGACGGCCGAAAAUUCCACAACCCGAGCACCAAUCCACUUCAACACCUACUGUUUUCGAUACGAUGCUCAACCCGGAUACCAGCAAGGGCCAAUACACGCCGAGUGAACGUGGAUUGACCGACGAUGCCUUCCUCAUGUUUGUAGCAGGCACGGACACUACCGCGAACACCCUCUGCUACGGGACCUGGCAUGUACUGCGGGAUCCAAAGAUACAAGCAAGAUUGAAGGAGGAAUUGAAGAAAGCAAUGCCCGAUAGGAACGCAACACCUUCGUGGGCAGCACUGGAAAGUAUCCCUUAUCUCCGCGGAGUGGUCAAAGAGGCACUUCGCUUUGGGUACGGUGUGCCUGGCCGCGUCCCUCGUAUCGUCCCUGACUCGGGUGCCGUGCUCUGCGGACAACGUAUUCCAGGAAGAACCAGCGUAGCAUCCAGUGCUUACAUAUACCACACAGAUGAGAGACUCUUUGCAAACGCGGGCGAUUUUCGACCAGAGCGAUGGUCGGAAGAGGCGCACAGUUCCGAACUGGAGCGGCGCUUGCUGAGCUUCUCUGGCGGACCCAGAGGUUGUUUGGGCAUGAAUCUGGCAUAUGCGGAGCUGUAUAUUACCUUUGCGCGGCUCUUUCGGCGGUUCGACCUUUCUAUCUGCGAGACCAUUGACAAAGACAUGAUUUGGGACGAUUGUUUUGUGCCGAAGAGUCGGGGACAUUUCAGGAUCAAAGUGCACGAAAGUUGCGAUUGA
This is a messenger RNA of Exophiala xenobiotica, 1548 nucleotides long. RefSeq lists its product as uncharacterized. The transcript has 4 exons. The record is from RefSeq and is a predicted model, not a curated record. Gene Ontology annotation, molecular function: heme binding; monooxygenase activity; oxidoreductase activity, acting on paired donors, with incorporation or reduction of molecular oxygen. Bases 1 to 1548 code for a protein of 515 amino acids. Lineage: Eukaryota; Fungi; Ascomycota; Eurotiomycetes; Chaetothyriales; Herpotrichiellaceae.